This is a messenger RNA of Pecten maximus, 2447 nucleotides long. RefSeq lists its product as uncharacterized. Bases 1821 to 2447 code for a protein of 208 amino acids. The record is from RefSeq and is a predicted model, not a curated record. The transcript has 4 exons. NCBI's taxonomy places the organism in Eukaryota, Metazoa, Mollusca, Bivalvia, Pectinida, Pectinidae.
UGCACCAGCACACUUUUAGAUCAUUCCAGACACGGCACUCAGCAUGACAACAUGUUACAAUGUACCAGUCAUCCGUCCCUGGUAAGUCUUUUAAAUAUAUGAUCAUAUUACUUGUUAUUUUAUUGAAGAUCCUACAUUUGUACAUGUAAUCGUCUUGGUUAUUUACGUUCAUGUUAUGUCCAUCGUCGCGUGUCCGUUAUUCAUGUCAUGUUUAUACAUUUGUAGGCCUUCUGAUUAAACCUGAAACUUAUACAAGUUGUCCGUGUGAUGUUUGCCCACACACAUAAGGCUACACACAUUUAAGUCACCGGAGCGGAAGGCUCCGGUACAGGUGUGCACCGCUCCGCUCCGGCAGGGCUCCGGCGCUCCAGUAGCGCUCCGUUAGGUUUUGGUAUAAAAGGUGUGAAAGCGAGAGGAGAGGGGGAGUUCAGUUCAGAGAGGGAGUUCAGUUCAAGCCAGAGAGUGUUAGGUGUUACUUUGCUGGAUUUUGCUACGUAUGCUGAUGAAAGCGAGAGCGGUGUUGCCAUUUAUAUAUGCUCUGUACACUGCUGAUGUUGCUGAAUACAUAGACUGAAACUUUACGACGGUGUUGAAUUGUGUUUCUCGACGACCCACACUAUUUAAUUCUAAACUCAGGUAUUGUGGCGGGUGUCUGACGCUACCUCGAGGACACCUACCGAGGGCUGCGGGACUUUGAGUAUAUAGUUCCCCGGCUAUUUUCGCUACAUUACCUCUAUUUCCUCUAUUGACCCCAAGUCCCUCUGGCCCCAAGGUAGCCACACCCUCUAUUUAUACAUUAGAUCUCAUUUGCCCAAUAAUGCUCCAGACCAAAUUCCAUCAAAAUCCAUUCAGGCAUUCAGGACUAGUAGGGAUUUUAUAGGAUGACAGACGCCGGAUGCUGCAUCAGGUGAUCAAAACAUGCCAGAAAUUCCUAUAUAGUCUGUGAUAUAAAGUCUUUAUAUAAUGGUAUUUCUGGCUAUUUUAUUAAUAUAAGACUAGACAUGCCUCUGUCUCGGGUAGAGGUGAAGUCACUUUCACCGGGGAGUUAUUGUUAAAGACAAAUCACGAUAAUGAUGUUUCUGAAAUAAGAUAUCUUACUUUACUUUCAUCUUUAUUUUCAAAGUUAACAAUAUUACUGCUUUAUCAUCAAUACAAACUGUACUUGGGGGUUCUUCAUGUACAAUUAAUGUUUCCAAAUGAUUUCCCUGAACUUUAUUGUUAUGAGGUUAAUUUUAUCUGAGUAUGUAAUUUCACAGAUGUGAUGUUGCCCUUUCUACGCUUUCUUUGUUUGGGGGAUGCUAAAUUUAUAGUGAUGAGUCCUGUUUGUCUGAAAUAUUUGUGCCCAAGAAAUGUAGUAUUCUGGAGAGUAAACAAACAUUCUCCUAGAGCUGGUCACUUUUCAGUACAAACAUACUAAAUCUCCUAGAGCUGGUCACUUUCAGUACAAACAUACUAAAUCACCUAGAGCUGGUCACUUUCAGUACAAACAUACUAAAUCUCCUAGAGCUGGUCACUUUCAGUACAAACAUACUAAAUCUCCUAGAGCUGGUCACUUUCAGUACAAACAUACUAAAUCUCCUAGAGCUGGUCACUUUCAGUACAAACAUACUAAAUCUCCUAGAGCUGGUCACUUUCAGUACAAACAUACUAAAUCUAGAGCUGGUCACUUUCAGUACAAAUAUACAUGUAUCUAUAUACUGUUCUUCUUUUCAGUGUCAUGUUAUACAUCUCUUCCAGAUCGUUUUUCCUUUUGCCACAGAUUUAGAUAUUGAUACGUCACAUCUGACAGAAAACCAGUCAGCAGACUAUUGACAAGUAUAAUGGCGGUCCUGGCUGGUGAAAAUGACUUCAGUGAUCAGAACGUUUCCCCUACAGACUCUCCGGGUGAAGAUCUGGAACUGGGAUCUGUUUUGGAGGAUAUACUUGAUUUAGAGUCUGAAUAUCUGUCAACAAGAAAAAGGACAGAUGAGGAUUAUACCACUCUAAUUAGUGGCCAAAAACUCCAGGACCCUGGAAAAGACCAGCAAAUGAUCGUUGCUGAUUUUGAUGAUCCAUUACCAUUUGAGGAUAUAAAGAGACAAAGUCCCAUAUAUGACUCGAGUUUAUGCCCAGUAGACUAUCAGCCCUAUGUCGGCACAUCAGAACCACAAGAUUCAGAAUUUGGAGAAAAGCUAUGGUUGAAUGCAAAGAACCACAGUCCACCACAGAUCCCUCCACAGAUAGUAGAUGAUGGGGCUUUGAAGAAUCCUGUAUACACUGACCAAGAAAAAGCCGCUGUUCAGGAACGGAGAAGGAAGAGAGUCUCGGUGCUCAGGGAUACAAAAACCAAAAAUGUGUAUGUCCGGAAAAUGUCCAAAAUUGAAGAUGGCCGCUAUGGCCACUAUCUUAAAAACAUACUGUAUUUCGAAAUUUUUCUCCUGCUCUGCUGGUUCCAUGGAGCUAAGUAA